GCGAGAGGGAUGCAGCGCGCGCUCGGCGCAGCCUGAAAAUGGCAACCCUUUGGAUUUAUCCGUCCCUUCUUUUCUUUCUCUUUCCCUCCCUCACACCGAGUCAAGCCUUACGGAAUUACCCAGAGAAUGAAGUUACAUUGCUGGACACAAUGUCUGCUCUGGGAGACCUUGGUUGGGAGGCCUAUCCUGCUGAAGGGUGGGAGGAAAUCAGUGUGAUGGAUGAGAGAAACACCCCCAUGCGUUCCUACCAGGUUUGCAACGUGAUGGAGGCCAGUCAGAAUAACUGGCUUCGCACUCGGCACAUUGCCCGGGAAGGAGCCCAGCGGGUCUACAUCGAGAUCAAGUUCACCCUGCGUGACUGCAACAGCCUGCCAGGAGUCCCCGGCACCUGCAAAGAAACCUUCAACAUGUACUACUAUGAGUCCAACAACCCCAACCUGUGGUUCAUCAAGGAGAGCCAGUACAUAAAGAUUGACACCAUCGCCGCUGACGAGAGCUUCACACAGACCGACGUCGGUGAUCGGGUCAUGAAACUAAACACGGAAAUCCGGGACAUCAAUAACUUGAGCAAGAAGGGUUUUUAUCUGGCUUUCCAAGAUGUCGGAGCCUGCAUCGCGCUGGUGUCUCUGAGGGUCUUUUAUAAGAAGUGUCCUCUGGCGGUGUUGAACUUGGCCCAGUUUCCCGAUACGGUGACUGGAGGAGAUUCCGCUUUGGUGGAGGUUAGAGGGUCUUGUGUGAAUGAUUCGGAGGAGUUUGAGGCUCCGAGGAUGUACUGCAGUGGAGAUGGUGGAUGGCUGGUGCCCAUCGGACGCUGCGUCUGCAAGCCGGGCUUCGAGGAGAAUAAGGACUACUGUCAGGCCUGCAGGCCAGGCACCUACAAAGCCUCUUCCAUGGACGCCUACUGCUCCAAAUGUCCUCCACACAGUUUCUCUCACCAGGAAAAGGCUUCUGAAUGUUCCUGUGAGAAAGGAUUUUACAGAGCUGACAUGGACCCGCGGUCAAUGGCCUGCACCCGGCCUCCGUCAGCACCGGAGAACCCGAUCUCCACCCUGAACGACACCUCAGUGACUUUAGAAUGGAGUCCUCCUCGAGACAGCGGCGGACGAGGAGAUGUGACCUACAGCAUACACUGCAGAAAGUGUGCUGGCGACGGAAGGAUAUGCAGCCCCUGCAGCAACAAUGUCCACUUUGUCCCAAGACAGUUCGGCUUGUCGAUCCCAAAAGUGCUGAUCACAGACCUGCUCUCCAACACCAACUACACCUUCAGCGUUGAAGCGGUGAAUGGGGUGUCAGAUCUGAGCCCAACCCCUAAACAACUAGUCACAGUCAACAUUACCACCAGUCAGACAGUGAAUGUGAUCCUGAAGGAGAGAAAGAGUAAAGACAGUAUUACCCUGGCAUGGCAGGGGCCCGACAGACCAAACGGAGUCAUAGUGGAAUAUGAAGUCAUCUACUAUGAGAAGAACCAAAGAGACCAGAACUACACAGUUCUGAAGACCAAAGGGCACAUGAUGACUGUGGAGGGCCUGAAACCAGGAACCACAUACGUGUUCAGAGUGAGGGCUCGCACUGAUGGAGGAUACGGCAACUAUGGUGGAGAGAUCGAGCUGGAGACCAGUCAUGAGGAUAUGCUGGCCAUUGGGGACCCGAACCAGUCCACAAUCCUAGCUGUGUCCAUAGCUGGAGGCAUUGUGCUGCUUAUCUUCCUGGUUGCGUGUUUUGUAGUGAGCGGACGACAUUGUGGCUACAUUAAAGCAAAGCAAGAUCCAGAUGAAGAAAAAAUGCAGUUUCAGAAUGGCAGAGUGAAGCUGCCAGGAAGCAGGACGUACAUUCACCCGCACACUUAUGAGGACCCAAAUCAAGCCGUUCGGGAUUUUGCUAAGGAAAUUGAUGCCUCCACUAUACGUAUCGAGAGAGUUAUAGGGGCAGGUGAGUUUGGUGAGGUGUGCAGUGGCCGUCUGAAGCUCCCCAGCAAGAGGGAAAUCUAUGUGGCUAUCAAGAGUCUGAAAGCAGGAUAUUCAGAGAAACAGAGGCGGGACUUUCUGAGCGAGGCCAGCAUCAUGGGCCAGUUCGACCAUCCCAACAUCAUCCGACUGGAGGGAGUCGUGACCAGAUGCAAGCCCGUGAUGAUUAUUACAGAGUACAUGGAGAAUGGAUCGUUGGAUACUUUCCUGAAGAAGCAUGAUGGGCAGUUCACAGUCAUUCAGCUGGUGGGCAUGAUGCGUGGCAUCGCUUCAGGAAUGAAAUAUCUGUCUGAUAUGAGCUACGUCCACCGUGAUCUGGCAGCUCGCAACAUCUUGGUCAACAGUAACCUGGUGUGCAAAGUGUCUGACUUUGGCCUGUCCAGAGUGCUGGAGGAUGAUCCUGAAGCUGCGUAUACAACACGGGGUGGAAAAAUCCCCAUUCGAUGGACAGCCCCAGAGGCCAUCGCGUACAGAAAGUUCACCUCAGCGAGUGACGUGUGGAGUUACGGCAUCGUCAUGUGGGAGGUGAUUUCAUACGGAGAACGGCCAUAUUGGGAGAUGUCUAAUCAAGACGUGAUUAAAGCUAUAGAUGAGGGUUACAGGCUUCCCGCCCCAAUGGACUGCCCCGUGGUCCUUCAUCAGCUCAUGCUGGACUGCUGGGAGAAAAGCAGAAGUGAACGGCCCAAAUUCGGGCAGAUCGUCAACACUCUUGACAAACUUAUCCGCAACCCCAACAGUCUGAAGGAGCUCGCUAACAGCUCAGUUUGGGAAGACCCCACCACCCCAGAGUUCAGUGUGAGUACGGUGGAUGAAUGGCUGGACGCCAUCAAUAUGGGCCAGUACAAGGACAACUUUGCCAAUGCGGGUUAUGUUUCCCUAGAUUCCAUUCUGUACAUCAGCAUGUGUGAGUUGAGCAAGAUGGACGUGACUCUGGUGGGCCACCAAAAGAAGAUUCUCUCCGCCGUCCAGAGUUUGCACGCACAGGGGACACACGUGCAGGUAUAACAAGCCUGAGAGCAAACAGACUGAGAGUUAACAACUGCUCCCACCACGGUCCCUAUCAGCAGCUUCACCACACACCUCAAACCCUGGAUGUUUCCGCAUACGACCCUUUCUCAGCUUCUGUCCAUGCACAUCAGAGCUUCCUAGGAGAGGAAAACACACAAAAAAUCAGAAAAGAAGGAACAGUAAUUCACAGUUUGCGUUUCAUUCAUGCAUAUCAGAGGUCGGACUGUUAUUCAUAGAAAAAGGAGGGUUGUUUUGUUUUCUCAAGUCCAUGUUUGGGGUAUCAGUCUGUCUUUCUACAUCCACUAUAAGCCACAGUUAAAUGACAGAAGAUGUUUAUAG
Molecule: messenger RNA, 3311 nt
Organism: Danio rerio (zebrafish)
Lineage: Eukaryota; Metazoa; Chordata; Actinopteri; Cypriniformes; Danionidae
Gene: epha4b
Product: eph receptor A4b
Biological process (GO): ephrin receptor signaling pathway; cell surface receptor protein tyrosine kinase signaling pathway
Cellular component (GO): membrane; plasma membrane
Molecular function (GO): protein tyrosine kinase activity; ephrin receptor activity; transferase activity
Source: RefSeq, marked provisional